GCUGCACUCUUUCAUAUGAAAUAUUUAAGACCGUUUAACCCUAAACUGAACCAAAGUCAGCAAUUAGCUAAUUACCUAAACUUAACCCUAGCCCACAGCCCACUACUAACAUCUGCCGGUUUUUUGCAAUUUAUCUUAGCCGCUCCCGAUUUAAUCGGCGACCCUUUCCUGGAAACUCCUUGCUCCUUUUUUUCACUUUCCUUCCUAAUUAAAAUUCAGCUGAAAUUCACUCCAAAUAAAUCCCAACCCCAAAUGCAACCCAAAUUAAAUCAUCUCCUCUCUCUCUCUUAUCCUCCCAUCUUCUUCCACCUCACCAUCACCCUUUACUCGCAUCGAAUAGCAUCGACGAUGAAUCUGUGGACAGACGAUAACUCAUCCGUCAUGGAAGCUUUCAUGAACUCGGAUCUCUCGGCUCUCUGGCCGCCGCCGCAGUCGGCUGCUUCCACUUCUACCCCUGCGCCACCAAGCGCCGACCCCAACAAGACUGUAAUCAACCAAUCUCAGCCUAUCUUUAAUCAGGAAACGCUGCAGCAGCGACUCCUGACCUUGAUCGAAGGGGCCAGAGAGAGCUGGACCUACGCUAUAUUUUGGCAAUCGUCGUAUGAUUAUAACGGUUCGGUGCUAGGUUGGGGUGAUGGGUACUACAAAGGAGAGGAGGAUAAAGGCAAAGGCAAAUCUAAAAGUACGAGUUCUUCUGCUGUAGAGCAGGAGCACCGUAAGAAGGUGCUCCGCGAGCUUAAUUCGUUGAUCUCAGGUUCUAAUACGGUCACCGACGAUGCGGUUGAUGAAGAAGUCACUGAUACUGAGUGGUUCUUUCUUGUUUCCAUGACUCAAUCAUUUGUUAAUGGAGGUGGGCUUCCGGGUCAUGCUUUCUUCAAUGGGAGUCCGGUCUGGGUUGCUGGGUCUGACCGGUUAUCUGCAUCGCCAUGUGAGCGGGCUAGACAAGGUCAAGUUUUUGGGUUACAGACGUUGGUUUGUAUCCCAUCGGCAAAUGGAGUUGUCGAACUUGGUUCAACGGAGCUGAUUUAUCAAAGCUCGGAUCUGAUGAAUAAGGUUAGGGUUCUGUUUAAUUUCAAUAGUGUUGAGGUGGGUUCAUGGCCGAUGGGAGCAAAUCCUGACCAGGGGGAGAACGAUACUUCCUCUCUUUGGAUCAGUGAUCCAUCGCAAAGUGGGAUUGAGAUGAAAGAUGGAAAUAGUACAGUUCCAUCAUCAGUUUGCAAUAAUACUAACAAUAGCAAUAACCAGAAUGGCUCGAAAGGAAUUCCGUUGGGAAAUCCCAAUUCGAGCAGCUUAACUGAGACCCCUAAUAUGCAACAAAAUCACCAGCAGCAAAAUCAACAACAAAUGACGCAGACACAAAGCUUUUUCACUCGCGAAUUGAAUUUUGGGGAUUAUAGUGGUUUUGAUGGAAGUAGUGCUAGAAAUGGGAAUUCUAAUUUGUUGAAGCCAGAAUCAGGGGAGAUAUUGAAUUUUGGGGAGAGUAAAAGAAGUUCUUGUAGUGCCAAUGGAAAUUUCUUUUCAGGUCAUUCACAGUUUACUGCAGAGGAUAAUAAUAACAAUAAUAGUAAUAAGAAGAAAAGAUCUCCCACUUCCAGAGGUAGUAACGAAGAAGGAAUGCUUUCCUUUACUUCUGGUGUGAUCUUGCCUUCUUCUGGUGUGGUGAAAUCUAGUGGCGGUACAGGAGAUUCAGAUCAUUCUGAUCUUGAAGCCUCUGUAGUUAGAGAGACGGACAGCAGCAGAGUUAUAGAGCCCGAAAAGAGGCCGCGAAAGCGGGGAAGAAAGCCAGCAAAUGGAAGAGAAGAACCGUUGAAUCAUGUUGAAGCAGAGAGACAACGAAGAGAGAAGCUCAAUCAAAGGUUUUAUGCAUUGCGAGCUGUGGUUCCGAAUGUGUCCAAGAUGGAUAAAGCUUCACUCCUUGGCGAUGCAAUUUCUUAUAUAAAGGAGCUUAGGACAAAACUGCAAACUGCAGAGUCCGAGAAGGAGGAGCUAGAGAAGCAAGUGGAGUCAAUCAAGAAGGAGUUUGCAAGUAAAGAUUCGCGUCCGGGGCCACCUCCUCCCGAUCAAGAACUCAAAAUGUCAAGUGGCGGAAGCAAAUUGAUAGAAAUGGAUAUUGAUGUUAAGAUAAUUGGAUGGGAUGCAAUGAUACGAAUCCAAUGUUGCAAAAAGAAUCAUCCAGCAGCUAGACUAAUGGCAGCUUUGAAAGAGUUAGACCUUGAUGUUCACCAUGCUAGUGUAUCAGUAGUGAACGAUUUGAUGAUCCAGCAAGCCACAGUUAAAAUGGGGAGUCGGUUUUACACACAGGAGCAGCUCAGGUUAGCUUUAUCAACCAAAGUUGGUGACACCUGAAAUCCUUGGAAGUAAAAUAGUGCAGCAAGAAAAUCUGUUACCGGUGGAAUAAGAUUAUAGGAAGUUGAAUUUAGGGUUCUGGGACAUUUUAAGGCUCCCGGCGGCACAAGCUCUGUACAAUAGUAUUUGUUUCCUAGUUAUUCCAUGGUAUAUAUUGUAGUUCAAUUGGAGUUUGAGCUAAGUUGAUUCUUAACGGAGGAGGAGCUGAACUAACAAUGCUAUUUAGGUCUGCAAGGCUCCAAGCGAAAGAAGAUGGCUGGCUGGCUGGCUAUUUUUGUGUUGGGUUUUUUUGCUUGUUAUUAAUGUUGGUCCUUGAUGAUGUAUAUAGUUCUUAAAUUAUGGGGUAUUAUGCAUUAAUGCAUAUGUGUAUCAGUGAUGUAGAAACUAUAAAGUUUCCUGUUUUUCGAGGAUAGAAAUAUGCCUACAUGUUUCAUACUAGUGGUGUGUUUUGUCUUUCCUUUUUCAGUUGAAGCUCUUAGAUUUAAACUGCA
Messenger RNA from Jatropha curcas, 2837 nucleotides. Lineage: Eukaryota; Viridiplantae; Streptophyta; Magnoliopsida; Malpighiales; Euphorbiaceae. The record is from RefSeq and is a predicted model, not a curated record.